CUGGACCCUUUCUAUGCCUCCAUCAUCCUGUUUGUGGGACGAGCUUGGGAUGCCAUCACGGACCCCAUGGUGGGCUUCUUCAUCAGCAAAACAUCAUGGACCCGCUUUGGCCGCCUGAUGCCCUGGAUCAUCUUCUCCACCCCAUUUGCCGUCAUCUCCUACUUUCUCAUCUGGUUUGUGCCGGACUUCUCCAGAGGCCAAGUGAUGUGGUACCUCGUCUUCUACUGCACCUUCCAGACCCUUGUGACGUGCUUCCAUGUGCCCUACUCGGCACUGACCAUGUUCAUCAGCAGGGAGCAGAGCGAGCGGGACUCGGCCACUGCCUACCGUAUGACAGUGGAAGUGCUGGGCACUGUGCUGGGCACCGCCAUCCAGGGCCAGAUCGUGGGCAAGGUGGUUACUCCCUGCAUCGAGAGCCCCCUCUUCAUUGGCAAGACCAACUCCUCGGUGGCCAUGGAGGAGCUAAACAUGACCCAUGACACCGGGUCACUCACAGACACAAGAAAUGCCUACAUGAUCGCUGCAGGGGUCAUCGGGGGACUCUACAUCCUCUGUGCCAUGAUCCUGUCGGUGGGCGUGCGGGAGAAGAGAGAGUCCUCUGAGCUCCAGUCGGACGAGCCUGUCUCCUUCUUCCAGGGGCUGAAGCUGGUGAUGAACCAUGGUGCCUACAUCAAGCUCAUCGCCGGCUUCCUCUUCACCUCACUGGCCUUCAUGCUGCUGGAGGGUAACUUUGCCCUCUUCUGCACCUACACCCUGGGCUUCCGCAACGAGUUCCAGAACAUUCUCCUGGCCAUCAUGCUCUCGGCCACCUUGACCAUUCCCCUCUGGCAGUGGUUCCUUACCCGCUUUGGGAAGAAGACUGCUGUCUACGUGGGCAUCUCGUCUGCUAUUCCCUUCCUCAUCAUGGUGGCUGUCCUGGACAGUAACCUCAUUGUCACCUACAUCGUGGCCGUUGCAGCUGGGAUCAGCGUCGCAGCCGCCUUCCUCCUGCCCUGGUCCAUGCUCCCGGACGUCAUAGAUGACUUCAAGCUGCAGCACCCUGACUCCCAUGGCCAUGAAGCCAUCUUCUUCUCCUUCUAUGUCUUCUUCACCAAGUUCACCUCUGGUGUCUCCCUGGGCAUCUCCACACUCAGCUUAGACUUUGCAGGGUACCAGACCCGGGGCUGCUCCCAGCCCAGUGAGGUGAACUUCACCCUGAAGAUGCUGGUGUCAGCCGUGCCUGUGGGGCUGAUCCUGCUGGGCCUGCUCCUGUUCAAGCUGUACCCCAUCGAUGAGGAGAAGCGGAGGAAAAACAAGAAAGCCCUGCAGGACUUAAGGGAAGAGAGCAACAGCAGCUCGGAGUCGGACAACACAGAACUGGCCAGCAUCGUGUGA
This is a messenger RNA of Fulmarus glacialis (Northern fulmar), 1374 nucleotides long. It is a transcript of the gene MFSD2A, whose product is annotated as major facilitator superfamily domain containing 2A. NCBI's taxonomy places the organism in Eukaryota, Metazoa, Chordata, Aves, Procellariiformes, Procellariidae. Gene Ontology annotation, cellular component: membrane. Gene Ontology annotation, molecular function: lysophospholipid:sodium symporter activity. Gene Ontology annotation, biological process: carbohydrate transport. The annotation marks the transcript as partial. The transcript is spliced from 12 exons. The record is from RefSeq and is a predicted model, not a curated record.